UGAUACCACUUUACUUCUUAUCAUACACACAUUAUGAUUCUUCUCUUUAUCCUACGCACCCUUUCCACUACUAUGUCAUCAUGUAGAGACAAAUUCCACACUCACACACACACACAACCAUUUCAUCAUUCUCACUCAUCCUCUAAACUUUGAACCAUAAUUCCAAAUCUAACCAAUAUCCACCAUGUCAUCAAGUGCAACAAUUUGGAGCUAUGAAGAAGAAAAAGCAUUUGAGAAUGCCAUAGCCAUGCAUUGGAUUGAAAAACAAGAUUCUAAAGAACAAGAAUGGGAAAAGAUUGCUUCAUGUGUCCCUAACAAAAGCAUGGAGGAAGUGAAACAACAUUAUCAAGUGUUGGUAGAUGAUGUUAGUGCAAUUGAGGCAGGUCAUGUUUCAUUUCCAAAUUAUGCUAAUGAAUUAUUAGAAAGUAGUUCAAAUAAAGAUUCUUCUAAGUCCACCACAAGUUUGGAUAAGAGAUCAAGUUGUAAUUUUGGUAGUGGGUUUUCUGGUUUGGGACAUGACUCCUCCACCCACCAUAGUAGUGGGAAAGGUGGACUGUCAAGGUCUUCAUCUUCAUCAGAACAAGAAAGGAGAAAAGGAAUUCCAUGGACAGAAGAAGAGCAUAGGCUAUUUUUACUAGGUCUAGACAAAUUUGGAAAAGGAGACUGGAGGAGUAUUUCAAGGAACUUUGUGAUAUCAAGGACACCAACACAAGUGGCAAGUCAUGCACAAAAGUAUUUCAUAAGGUUGAACUCAAUGAAUAGAGAUAGAAGAAGGUCGAGUAUUCAUGAUAUUACUAGUGUUAACAAUGGAGAUGUAGCUAGUAAUCAUCAAGCACCAAUAACUGGCCAACAUGGUAACACAAUUCCUUCAAAUACAAUGGGUUUAGGACAAUCAAUGAAGCAUAGAGUUCAUCCUCAUCAUCCUGGUGGUGGUUUAGGAAUGUAUGGAGCACCAGUUGGACAUCCUGUUGUUGCUCCUCCUGCUCAUAUGGCUUCUGCAGUUGGGACUCCGGUUAUGCUUCCUCAUCAUCCUCAUCAUCAUCCACCUUAUGUUGUUCCUCUAGCUUACCCUAUGGCACCUCCACCAAUGCACCAAUAACAACUCUUUCUUUUCUUCUUCUUUUAUGGAAAUAAAGUUUAUGCGAGUUGGAUUUCGAGAAUUCAUUAGGUCAGAUAAAGUCUGACAGAGAUACUUACAUAAUAUAUGCCGAUUAAGUUUUUACAUCGGCAACAGAAUUUGAACUCGGAAGUUUAUGAAGUUUGUGUUAAUCUUUCAUGACUUAACCAAUCUACAUUGGUUAAAAUCCUCUUUAUUUUAUUUGUUAGUUUAGUGAGGAUUUAAAGAAAAGUCCUCUUAUGUGAAAAGUUAAGUUUAUGUUAAAUAAAUUCUGCUCUUGCUAA
Molecule: messenger RNA, 1401 nt
Organism: Vicia villosa (hairy vetch)
Lineage: Eukaryota; Viridiplantae; Streptophyta; Magnoliopsida; Fabales; Fabaceae
Product: transcription factor MYBS1
Exons: 2
Coding region: 185-1099 (304 amino acids)
Molecular function (GO): DNA binding
Source: RefSeq, a predicted model, not a curated record